This is a messenger RNA of Coregonus clupeaformis (lake whitefish), 2478 nucleotides long. Its product is annotated as zinc finger protein 567. Gene Ontology annotation, biological process: regulation of transcription by RNA polymerase II. Gene Ontology annotation, molecular function: RNA polymerase II cis-regulatory region sequence-specific DNA binding; DNA-binding transcription factor activity. The transcript has 2 exons. Lineage: Eukaryota; Metazoa; Chordata; Actinopteri; Salmoniformes; Salmonidae. The record is from RefSeq and is a predicted model, not a curated record. The coding region runs from base 129 to 920 and encodes 263 amino acids.
UACUGAAAGGAAAACACCGUCCAUUGUUCAAAGGUCGCUAUCGGCCGGUACGCAGAGUCAGUGAGAGAGGUUUCAACCAACAUUUCUUGAAUAAAACGAACAGCUAGACUUUCAUAACCAUCGCCAAUAUGUCCAAACUACAGUUGUUGAAUGUGUUCGUCACCGAGCGUUUAUCGGCGGCUGCUGUGGAGAUAUUCGGGGCCGUGGAGAAGACCAUAGCAGAGUAUCAGGAAGAAAUCUGCCGUUCAGCAGAGGCGAACGAACGUCUUCGGAGGCAGUUGGACAUGGUUAGCAAACCACAGAAAACGUUACACAGAGCAGACUUCCAGCUACUCACUCCCACUGUUCCCCCUGAGCAGCAGAACUGUGAGCAGGAGUGGAGCCCCAGUCUGGGGCAGGAGGACCCAGAACCCACACAGAUUAAAGAGGAACAACAGGAGCUCAGACUCAGUCAGGAGGACUCACCUCAGCCCUCACAUCUUUACCAAAACCAAACUGUGGAUGACGGAGAGCGGGGCACUCUACCUAUCAUCAUAAUUGAAGAGGUCAAAACAGAACCUGAUGGAGAGUGCUACAGAGUACCAGAACCAACUAGUGAUCAGCCCUUCUCAGUUCAUCCAGACUGCUCUGCUGCAGUGGAGAAACCAUAUCAGUGUAAACAAUGUGGCAACAGCUUCACAUGUAAGGGUCACUUGACCAUCCAUUCAAGGACACACACAGGAGAGAAAUCUUAUCUGUGCAAACAAUGUGGCAAACGCUUCAUGCAGAAGGGCGAUUUGGACAGGCAUGCAAGGGUACACACAGGAGAGAAUCCAUAUCAGUGCAAACAAUGUGGCAAAAGGUUUAGCCAGAAGGGAAGCUUUGACAGUCCAUUCAAGGAUACACACAGGAGAGAGACCAUAUUCGUGCAAAGACUGUGACAAAGCCUUCAACCAGAAGAUAGAAUUGACAUUGCAUAUGACAGCUCAUACAGGGGAGAGACCAUAUAGCUGUCCUGUAUGCAGGAAAAGUUACAUCACAUUAAGCUAUUUAAGACGUCAUCAGCGUGUUCACACAGGGGAGAAACCUUACCAGUGCAAAGAAUGUGACAAAUGCUUUGGUUAUAAACAUCGCCUAACAUCACAUAUGAGCACUCAUACUAAAGGGCUUGAAUAAUAUUACUGCACUGAGUGCUGCAAAAGCUUCAGCCUGAAAGUAAUUGUGAAUAAUUAUGUUCUGUUUUCUGGCAAAUGACAACAGAACAAAUUGUGUAAUGUGUGUGGAGGGAAAAGCAUCAGUCAGGAUCAGAUUUGUUAGCUGAAUCUAGCUCUCACUUUCAGGGACCGACCCUCCAGGACACUGCUGGCUUCAGGAAGCCCUCACCACUGUGUUUAGCACAGAGCACACACGCCUGUUCUCCGUAUACACAAAUUACAAUGGUAUGAAAGAACAGUGACCUCACCUUCACCAAAUACCUGCAUGUGGACGGCAUGGCUCUGGUUUCUUGCCUGGAGGCAAAUCCAGCUCAAGUUUCUCCCAGUUAAUUGAUGGCCUUGUGACAUGGUUUGACAAUAGCUUAAUUGACGUCAAUUUCACCAAGACUAAAGAACUAUGCCUUGGUGGUAAGAUGCGGAAUAACGGGAGCCCCUCUCUCGAAAGAGAGCGCAUGUCACCAUGAAAGGACAGGACGUGGAGUAAGACACCGAUUUUAAAUACCUGGGGACGAUUUUAGACCACAAACCCAACUUCCAGGAAAACACUGACCUCAUUUACAAGAAGGCAAGGCAGCGUCUCUUCCUACUUAGGAAGCUAAUACGUUUGAAUGCAAGCAAACACACACUACCAUGGUGUAAAGAUACCUGAUCAAGAGUGUUCUCACCUUCAACAUCUCCACCUGUUAUGGGAACCUCUCGUUCAGGGACAGGAGUAAACUGGCACAAGUUGUCAAUCAGGCCAGCAAAAUAGUCAGCAGCAAAACAGCCACAACUCCAAGAACUGUACACACAGAACAUUACAAGGAAAGCACUGCAUGUAUCCUUCCAAAUGCUGCCGUCCGGUCAGAGACUAAAGGUAACACUCGCACGGUAGAAUGGCUGGAGAAAUCCCCUCCGCAGUGACAAUUCUAAAUAAGACUCUGAUGAACUGACAUGUUAAAUGCUUUGUGCAAUGUUUGUUUUGUCUGUUUUCAUCAUUUUAAUGCAAGCCAGAGCGCCAAAGACACGUCCAUUCUGUGCAAACUUAAUGGACAACAAUGUUUUCUAAUCUCAUCUUUCUAAACAACAGGAGUUCUUAUUAAAUUGUUUAACAAUGACAUACAGGACAUUUGGGGCAUUAUCAUAUAUGUUUUGACAGCUGCAUGUUAGAAUAUUGAUGUAGCCUAUCACAUUUGUUUUGACAUAAUGCAGCAAACAAACUACCUUUCCAGUUUAACCCCCUAGAGUCCAUUGAAGCAGCGGUGCGUCAAUAUAAGUAACAUAAUAAAAAAAUAACCCAUAAAAA